Molecule: messenger RNA, 2112 nt
Organism: Thunnus maccoyii (southern bluefin tuna)
Lineage: Eukaryota; Metazoa; Chordata; Actinopteri; Scombriformes; Scombridae
Gene: marveld3
Product: MARVEL domain containing 3
Exons: 4
Coding region: 827-1849 (340 amino acids)
Cellular component (GO): membrane
Source: RefSeq, a predicted model, not a curated record
UAGCAUAGUAAGAUUAUUGGAAUGCCCAUGAAUACAUGUACGAUGCUUCAUUUGACAGACCAAAUACAAUUUGCCUGGUCAUCAUACCAGACAUGCAAAAGCUGAGAACUAUAUUUGAAAGAAGCUGGGGCGGGUUUCAUCCUUUAAGCUUCCACUUUCCAGAAUAGUAAGCCAAUAGAAACACUGAAUUUUGAAGGCCAGGAAGAAGUGUGAAAGCAUGCAGAGUCAAAUCUUCAGUGAGGUUUCCCUUCCUACGGUCGUUAGCCAUGUUCCAACUCUUGCUUCAUCAGCCAGUUUGAACACUUUGCAGCAUGUUUCAUCAGACACUCUAUUUAUAUUGUGUGGACCUUUGUCUCAGGUUAAAAGUUACUUCAAUCAAAUAAGUUACUAGAAACUUCAGACCUGGCAUGUCUCUGCCAUGCAUAGCUAAGACUUCAAAAUGGGCCUUCCCACAUGAUAGCUAACUUCCUCAGAAAUAACACACAGCCUGCCAUCUAAAAAUCUAAGUCACACAUAAUCUGGCGGUGUUAACGUUCACCCGGGCAUAGUGCAAGCUCAAUCCUGGUUUAUAAGUAUUUCCCUAUCAAAUGAAUCCUCGCUAUCAACGAAGGGCCCACACUGUCGCAUAUAUCUAGCUCAACAACUAGCGAGCUGACUGCAAAGUAGAGCCACACCACCUGUGCAAAGCUGCUAGCUGGCUACCAGCUAAGUGAACAGCACGACAUUAUCACAUCCUAGUUCACAACUGCUUCAAUUACCGCAUGCACAACAAUUCACAAAACCGUCACCAUGCUUCCUCGCUACUAGUGUGCAAUUUUAACCAGUUAUGGAAAAUGUGAGCUCGGGGGAAGGCCUGUCGCAACACUGGAGCAGGCAGAGGACGAUGCCAGAGAGGGGAAGACACCACCAGAGGAGUGAUGAGUAUGCAGAGUACAAGAGCAGGGACAGGGACUAUUCACACAAUGCAGACCACUCCAUGUAUGACAGCAGAGAUCGCAACCAAAAGCCCAGAGACAUGGACGAGAGAGGCUCUGCUGGUGACAGGAGGGCCAAAGAAAGGAGACAGAGGGACAUGACAACCGCCUCUCAUGAGGGGCCACCUGCUUACAGAGGCCACGAUCAUCAAGGACCCUCGAGACUGUCCAGAGAGAUGUCAGUGUAUCACUCUGAAGAGGAAUAUAACGAGCGACAACACAAACAAGCCCUUUACAAUCUCAGAUAUAUCCUAACCGGUAGAGGUCUUUGCCAGCUUAUGGAGGUAUUUGUGAAUCUCCUCAUCAUCAUCUGUGCCGGAGUGCCAUACAGCAACAACGGGGGUUACCGUGACCUGGCCAGCCUCGGUGGAAUCUACUAUUAUCAUUUCGGUGGAGCCAAUGCCUUCACUGGAGCCGAUGCAGAAAGGGUGAAGGAGCUGGAUCUGUUGUUCCAUCAGCUCAAGCGACCUCCGUACGUCUUCACCAUGGCCUGCGGAGGGGUUUUGAUGAUCUACGCCUGUGCCAUGUUGGCCCUGGGGAUUUUCAGAGUCCCUUUCCGCUGGCCCCCUGUGCUGCUCGGGGAGGCUCUGCUGAAUUUCCUGAUUGGCCUUGGCUACAUCCCCGCACUGGCCUUCUACUUUAUUAAACUGCGGGAAACCUACAACAAUCCCAUCUGUCAGGAGAGAGAGAAGCUCUACAAGAGCAAAGGGCACAAGGGCUUUGAGUGCCAGUUUCACGGCGCUGAUAUCGCAGGAGGUCUCUUUGGGGUGCUGGGUGUGUUUGUUUUCAUCUUUGGCGCAGUGUUAGCUGUCAGAGCUUUCAGGUCAGUGCGGGAGCUGAAGAAGCAGAGGAGAAACGAGGACAAUCAUUUUUAAGCGCCAUUUACUCCUUGACAUAUUUGAACACGUUUGUUCACUGAGCAACAAGAACACAUGGAAGGUUUUUUUUGUCUUAUCAAGUGUAACUGUGUGUAAUCAUUCUGGUUGAAUGUGAAUCAGCUUUUUUAUCCACUAGCUAUGCUCUGAUGAAGUUUUUAUACGUUUUUUAAUUGGAUUUUGUAGCAUACUUUUUUUUUAUUCUCACACUUUUCCAGUUUACAUACCUCUGUAUAGUGUCUGUUACAUUUUCUAUAAAUGUA